Messenger RNA from Naegleria gruberi, 2184 nucleotides. RefSeq lists its product as uncharacterized. The transcript has a single exon. Gene Ontology annotation, molecular function: protein binding. The record is from RefSeq and is a predicted model, not a curated record. Bases 1 to 2184 code for a protein of 727 amino acids. Lineage: Eukaryota; Heterolobosea; Eutetramitea; Acrasida; Naegleriidae.
AUGGCAACAAAUGCACAAUUGUUUAAUCCUAGGAGUAUUUUUGUUUCAUCAAGUAAUGAUGAAGUUUAUAUUGCUGAUACUGGUAAUCACACAGUUAGAAAGAUAUUGGAAAAUGGAAAUAUUGUAACAAUAGCAGGAAAUGGACAACAAGGAUAUAGUGGUGAUAAUGGUCUUGCAGUAAAUGCACAACUUGUUAGUCCAUCAUAUGUUUUUGUUUCAUCAAAGAAUGAAGUUUAUAUUGCUGAUUAUCAAAAUAACAGAAUUAGAAAAAUAUUGGAAAAUGGAAACAUUAUAACAAUAGCAGGAAAUGGACAACAAGGAUAUAAUGGUGAUAAUGGUCUUGCAGUAAAUGCACAACUGGCUAGUCCAUCGAGUGUUUGUGUUUCACUAAAGAAUGAAGUUUAUAUUGCUGAUUCUGGUAAUCACUCAAUUAGAAAAAUAUUGGAAAAUGGAAAUAUUGUAACAAUAGCAGGAAAUGGACAACAAGGAUAUAAUGGUGAUAAUGGUCCUGCAGUAAAUGCACCACUCUUUGAUCCAUCAAGCGUUUUUGUUACGCCAAAUGAUGAAGUUUAUAUUGCUGAUACUGGUAAUCACAGAAUUAGAAAAAUAUUAAGAAACGGAAAUAUUAUAACAAUAGCUGGAAAUGGACAACAAGGAUAUAGUGGUGAUAAUGGUCCUGCAGUAAAUGCAAAGUUGUCUAGUCCAGUAGAUGUUUUUGUUUCAUCAAAGAAUGAAGUUUAUAUUGCUGAUUACCAAAAUACCAGAAUUAGAAAAAUAUUGGAAAAUGGAAACAUUAUAACGAUAGCAGGAAAUGGAAAAUUAGGAUAUGGUGGUGAUAAUGGUCUUGCAGUAAAUGCAAAAUUGUAUAGUCCAGUAGGUGUUUUUGUUUCCCAAGAUAAUGAAGUUUAUAUUGCUGAUUAUCAAAAUAACAGAAUUAGAAAAAUAUUGGAAAAUGGAAAUAUUAUAACAAUAGCUGGAAAUGGAGAAUUAGGAUAUGAUGGUGAUUCAGUAUUUGAUUUUUCAAAAUAUCCACACAUUGGCCCUAUAUAUUCUUCCACGUAUGGCAAAGCCAAGUUGAAAAAACAUUCAAGAGAUUUAUUGUUUAAUUCAUCAAUUUAUGCAUUCAUUCCUCUCGUUGAAAUGGUAUCACCACUAUUUUGUAAAUAUAUUUUAAAGAAUGAAUCACUAAUUUCAUCAAUGAAUUCAAUUCAACAAGAAAUUAUUCAAAAAUUAAUUGACUCUUUAAUUUAUAAUAAUGAAAUUCAAUUGAAAUUUAACAAUGAUGAAAUAUUGGAUGUUUUAUUCAUUUUAGGAUUUUUCAAGAAUAAUGAAUUUAUUCAAUUGAAAAAAUUAUGCACAACUCAAUUUAUUCAAUCACUUACUAUUCAAAAUCUUUCAUUUAAAUGGGAACAAAUUGAAAUUUAUCUUUCUCAAUGUAGUGAUUUUCAUUUAGAAAAUUAUAUUCUUGAAUAUUUGAAUAAUUAUUGUGUUGAAUUUGCUGCCAUUCAAAUGAAAACUCCAGGAGGAGUCAAUAGUUUGCCAAAUCUUCCAAUCAUUGUGAAAAAUGCUGCUAACAUCUUGUCAAAACACUCACUGUCCCAACCAAAUUAUAUAAUUAUUGAUGAAGCAGUAGAAAUAGAAUUGAUGGAUAUUGGUAAAUUAUAUAACGAUAAGAAAACGAGUGAUUUGAAAAUUCAAAUUGAUGAAGAUAAUUACUUGUAUUGCCACAAAACAAUUUUAAGCUCUUCAAGUACAUUAUUUAAUGCCAUGUUUGACAGUGGAUCAACAUUUACCGAUCUCAGUAAUGAUAUUUUUAUUCCAGAUUCUUCAGAUGAUUUUGAAUUUUUGGAAAUUAUCAUCAAGACAUGUUAUGAAACUCCAGUUCAAGAUGUUAAAUACGAAAAGUUGCUUCGUCUUCUUGAUAUGGCCAUGAAACAUGAAAUGGAAUAUUUAGUUAAAUAUUGUAAGAAUGAAUUAUCAAUUUCCAUUGAUAAUUAUAUAGAUAUUGUUUCAGCUUGUGAAAAUUAUAUUGGUUUGCAAUGUUUUGAGGGUUUUUAUAAUGAAUUGAUUACAUUUGGAAUUAAGCACAGAAGACAACUCUUUCCUGAUUGUGAGACAAUUUUAAAAUUACCUCCAAAACUUUUGCCAUUGUUUUUUUUAAAGUUUGCCCAAGAAUUUUUAUAA